Messenger RNA from Aureobasidium subglaciale EXF-2481, 1473 nucleotides. RefSeq lists its product as uncharacterized. The coding region runs from base 1 to 1473 and encodes 490 amino acids. Lineage: Eukaryota; Fungi; Ascomycota; Dothideomycetes; Dothideales; Saccotheciaceae. The transcript has 2 exons. The record is from RefSeq and is a predicted model, not a curated record. Gene Ontology annotation, molecular function: monooxygenase activity; iron ion binding; oxidoreductase activity, acting on paired donors, with incorporation or reduction of molecular oxygen.
AUGGCACAAUUCUUCUCGUCUAGUCUUGCGUGGCUCUAUCUCGGGAUCGCAUUCAUCUUUGUUUCCUACAAGAUUGUGCAAAGAGCUUUCCUCACUCCCCUUCGUGGCAUUCCAGGUCCAUGGCAUGCAUCUCUGGUCAACUGGCGGUUAAAAAUAGCAGUGCUUAGCGGUGCCCGAGCAGACUACAUUCAUGCUCUCCAUCAACAGUAUGGCCCCAUCGUACGCAUCGCACCCAAUGAAGUCGCUGUCAACGACCCUGCCAGCUUCAAAGACAUCCACAAGAUCGGAUCCGGUUUCCACAAGACCAACUGGUACGAGUACCUCAACACCAAUGGAGUCGGGAAGUGUCCUGGCGUCUUCAACAUGACCAACCCAAAAGAGCACGCUGCUAGGAGGAAGUUGCUCUCCAAAGGCUUCAGUCAACGUCAUCUUCGCGAGCAGUGGGAAGACGUUGUGCGUGAGAAGGUUGAUCUGGCCGUCUCUCGCAUCAAGGCUGAAGCCACACGCGGAUCAGCAGAUGUCCUAAAGUGGUGGACCUACCUUGCCACCGACGUAUCUGCACACCUCAUGUUCGGCGAGUCCUUCCACAUGCUCGAGAGCGGCGAGAGAGUGCCCUACAUCGUCGCUUUGGAGAAAGCCACCAUAUGCUCUGCACUCAGCUGGGAGCUUCCCCUUGUCUACUGGAUCGGCCGCAGACUUCCCUUCACAGCCAUGAAAAACAUCUUUUACGCCAACAGUGUGCUUCUCGAACAAGGCGGUCUAGCAGUCAAAAACAGCAAAGCCCAAGAAUUCGGCACAUCAAACAUCUUCGCAACCGCUCUCAGCGAAGUCGAAAAGGGUGACGGCACAAUGACAGACGAGGAUAUCCAGACAGAAGCUGGAAACCUCAUUGUAGCAGGCUCAGACACUACAGGCAUUACCUUGACAUACCUAACCUGGUGUGUACUCAAGCAACCUACAUUACAAGAAGCCCUCGAGGAAGAAGUCAGCGAAGCAGAUGCCGCACUCACAGAUGCCGCUCUCGAACACUUACCCAUUCUCAACGCCGUCAUAGAAGAGACUCUCCGUCUCUACGGCGCAGCACCAGCAACUCUCCCUCGCCUUACACCAUCGGGCGGCGCAACUCUCGGUUCCUACUACAUCCCCUCUGGCACAAUCGUCGGCACUCAGUCAUACUCCCUCCACCGCGACCCUGUUUCAUUCCCCAAUCCAGAAGUCUUUGACCACACACGCUGGCUACCUCCUAACACUCUCUCUGCUCUUGCAAAAGCAGUCUUUUCACCUUUUGGCGCUGGAUCAAGAGUGUGUAUUGGCGUGCACCUUGCGAGAAUGGAAUUGAGACUUGCAGCCGCCAAAUUCUUUAGAGAAUGUAAGGGUGCGAGAUUAGCGGCAAGUACAACGGAUCAGAGUAUGAAGCCGGUCAAUUUCUUCCUCAUCACGCCGACGGCGCAUAAGUGCGAGAUUGUAAUGUAG